AUUUUGAGAGACGUCCAAACCUUAGAGCCUUUCGGAGAGAAACUAUGAAUGAAUCAAGAAAUGUACAUCAUGCAUCAAAAUAUAAAAAGAGUUAUGUUGGGAUACCUCCAUGGCUAAAUGAUAUGUACAACAGCAUAUACUUCAGUACUUGCAUCAUGCAUCAAGAUGCGAAGAAGAACGAUUUGGACCACUUUUGCAUAGAUUGCCGUCGGUCUCUGUGUUCAAAUUGUCUUUACGCACACAUGCAUCACAAUUAUGUUAAGAUUCGGAGAUACGUUUACAAUGAUGUUAUUAAUCGGCAAGACUUGUGCAACCUCUUCAACUGUUCCGGGAUACAGUCAUAUCAUACAAAUAGAGCCAAAGUGGUAUUUUUGAAGCCAAGAACUCACCGGCACCACCAACAGCAGAAGCAGAGCAAUUUAAAGGACCAUAGGUGUACCAUCUGUAAUAGGACUCUACAAAAUAAUUCACUCUAUUGCAGUGUAGCAUGCAAGGUUUUAGCCUUACAUGAUAAUCAAACAAAUGAGAAAAAUGAAGACCUAGACAAUGUAACAUUUGGAGACAGAAAAGACCUCGCAGAAUCAACCAAGAGGAGGAAACUAAGGAGGAAAGCAGCCCCUUUGAGGGCCCCAAUGUUUUAAUCAAGUCCUCAUGAUAGGAACAUACUUACAUGUAUCAUUAUUUCUAAUAUGUAAUUGUAAGACUGUAACUUCUUUGCAUUCAGUAUUCCAUUUUUCCUUCUAGUUAAUGUUGAGUGUAACCUGGAUAUUAGAAUAAUAUUGAUGGUCAUUUUGAUGCCUAAGCAUUGUUUUGCUACCUUAUUUCAUCUAGAAAUUCAAUUUGUUGCCAA
Messenger RNA from Quercus lobata, 850 nucleotides. RefSeq lists its product as uncharacterized. Gene Ontology annotation, molecular function: zinc ion binding. The record is from RefSeq and is a predicted model, not a curated record. The transcript is spliced from 5 exons. Bases 45 to 641 code for a protein of 198 amino acids. Lineage: Eukaryota; Viridiplantae; Streptophyta; Magnoliopsida; Fagales; Fagaceae.